Molecule: messenger RNA, 1944 nt
Organism: Stegastes partitus (bicolor damselfish)
Lineage: Eukaryota; Metazoa; Chordata; Actinopteri; Pomacentridae
Product: protein BTG4
Exons: 5
Coding region: 135-1004 (289 amino acids)
Cellular component (GO): nucleus; cytoplasm
Source: RefSeq, a predicted model, not a curated record
CCAGAGAACAAGGAAGCAACAUGUGCUGACCAUAAUAACUCCAACACACAGCCAGGCAGCGAGCACGACACAAGCCCGAGGACACGCACCGACCACCGGGAAGCACACACAGGACGCCGCGACUAAGACACACCAUGAAAAGAGAGGUCAAGGCCGGAGUCAACUUCCUCAAACGCCUGGCUGUGGCACGUGGAAAACUCGACGAGGCCAAAGCAGAAGUGUUUGCUGAGAAGCUGCAGAAGCUUUUAUGUGAUAGCUAUGAAGACCACUGGUACCCUGAGUGUCCCAGCAAAGGCCAGGCCUACAGAUGCAUUCGGAUAAAUAACGGCGUGCUCUGCGAUGAAGCCGUCCUGAGGGCAUGUAAGGAGAGCGAGCUCACGCCCAGCGAUCUGGGACUUCCGUCUGAGAUCACGCUGUGGAUCGACCCGCUGGAGGUGUGCGCGAGGUCUGGAGAGAACAGCAGGCCCUUCACAAUAGCCUGCUUCAGCGAACAAGAGGACGAGGAGGACGAUGAAGGCGCGAAGGGAGACCAAGACGACGCCUCGGAGGACUCCAUAAACCUGGACACCUCAGACUACCACUCUGCUACCUCUUCGGAUUGCGGUUCCACCGCAUCCAGCGACACGGAGGAGGAGGCGAAAGACGGCGAGACCGAGUGCGAGCAGGAAAAAGAGGAGGAGGCCGUGAAGAAGGAAGAUGCAGAAGGCGACACCUACACGAUAGUGAUGGUGCCCAGGAUUCGGAAGCGACAUGGAGAUGGACCAAAUAAAGUGAAAUACGUCAGAAAUAUGCUCCCAGCGAGCCUCCAGUACUUCUACCACCCCACACCGGUCUGGCCUCAGUACAAGAAGGCUGCUCCAGUGUUCCUCACCACGGUGUGCGCCCCUCCGCCGCCGCCACCUCCGCCCCAGCAGGUUUUCGGCUACUACAUCUUGCCGCAGGCGUCCCCACAGUUCAUCGUGCCUCAAGCCGCCCUGCAGCCUUGGGGAGCCGUGAAGGGUUAGACCGUCCACGAGCUGCAAAACGGAGCAUUUAGAAGCUCCUUCGACUGAGCCAUGGGAUGUCAGUUCAGCUAAACUUGGGCCAAGAAAAGAACAUUUUUAACUGUACGGUUUAUAGUUAUUCCCUGCACAGCCUGUAAUAGUUUCUUUCUUUGUCAUUUCUUGCUCUCAGCACAGAGACGCCGCUGGACUCGAGUGAAAACUAUUUAAUCUGUCAUGUCUGCACUGCUAUUUUUUUUAAAAAAAGGAACUUUUCUCAUUACGAAUGACUUCAGUCACUGGGUGCUUGGACUAACUCAGGAACUCUCAGCAAUAUAUUUAAGCCAAAUAAUUACCUUUCUACGGUCGUCUGUUUAGCCAGUUCUCUCACCAAAUAUGGUUCACUGUGUGUACGUCACAGUCAAUCACUGUACAAUGUGAUUCAGGGUUUUAAUCUAUUGUAGUUAGACUGAUGAUAUCUGUAUAUUAAGAAGAUAUUUUUUACUAAACUGCCUGUAAAUAAUAGAAUUUAGAUACUAUAGACUGAUGCACACUUUCUACUCUUACUAUUUUUGUUGUAAUUUAUUUGGCCACCAGUGGAUGGCGCUCAAGUCUCAUCAAAUACAUGAAGUUGUAUAUUUUUUAUCAACUGUGGAUGCUGUAUCUUGCAAAUCUCAGAACACAAACUUGUUUUUAGAAAAGCUUCUCUCGUCGGUGAAAUAUUUAGCUGUGCUUCUUUUUCAUGGAAAACCUGCUGGCUUAAAGCUGCGUUUGUUGUAAAUAACAUUCCUUGCUGUGAGAAUCUGCGACACCCCGGAAACAACCCGCAUGUUUAGCUCGCUCCGUUGUAUUUCAAUGGAUAUUUAUUUAUGCCACUUUGUAGCUUGUGUGUUCACUGUCUUGCUGUCACCUUUUUACGUUUGCCUUCACGUUACAGCAAAUUAAACCAGCUCCUACCUGAAAA